Prorocentrum cordatum is the source of this 387-nucleotide messenger RNA. NCBI's taxonomy places the organism in Eukaryota, Dinophyceae, Prorocentrales, Prorocentraceae. The record is from the annotation of a GenBank genome assembly.
GAGAAGCCCUGCGGCGUGGAGGAGUGGACGGUCGUGGAGGUGCCCUGGGAGUGUGCAGCAUGUUGUUAUGUGUAUUGUCUCGUUGAUUGUUGCUCUCGACACGGGGGCCACCGCGGUCCACGCUCAUCGACUUGGUGCCGUGGUCAUUCGGGCAGAUGUUGUUGUUUUUUUGGGGGGGGGCGAAGCCACCCGUCACCGCGGCUUCAUCCAGCUCGAAGGUUGGUCGGAAAUAUGUCCGCCAGACAUAUCGGGCUCCGUGCUGACCAGGGGAACAAAGGGGAGUUUGAAAGGGGGUGGCGCAUGGAUCUUUCGAUCAGAUGCUCGAGGACAUGUCAUCGCCGAAAUAGUCUGGUUGUGCCAGUGUUCGGGGCGACUGAUGAAUCGUGA